AUGGAGGAGAAGGACUCCUCUACAGUAGGUGUAGAGGGAGAAGAGAAAAAUGAGGAUCUACAAAAAAGAGUGCCUAAGAAGGCAGAGUGGCAAAUAGUAGAAGAGAAGAGAAGAAAGAAAGUAUUCAGAUCCUCUGUGUUGGGAAAGCUUACGAGCAAGGCCAACGCAAUAAAGUCCUGGAUGGAAAGUCCAGAAAACAAGUGGUACGUACAAGGCGAGCUGACAUUGUGGCGUGAGACGUAUGAGGAAUUGAAAGAAGCACAUAGGCAAUAUCAGCUUACCCUGUCACCGGAACAGGCGGAAGAAGAUAACAAGCAGUGGGCUGCUGACAAGUUUGAAUCAGCAGAAAUCUUCUAUCACGAAGUGGAAAGGUGGAUGGAUAUAAGUACAGAUCACACAGAACCCCUCGGGGCAGAUGGAUUAAGUCUAACAGUCAAACCGUCGGACAGUGUUUCUCAAACAGGUUCACUAGGAAGGCGAUCGGUUCAGAGUCGUACAAGUACAGCUUCUCGAGUAGACUCUGAAAUUAAAAGGCUAGAGCUGAUGGUCCAGGCCACUGCACUGCAGGAGAGAUUAGCUCUAGAAAGGAAGUCCUUGGAGAUUGAACAGGAAAAACAGCUGUUAGCGAUAAGGACUGAGAUUUCCGUAGAGGAUGCGAAGAUCAAGAUGUUCAAGGAUAUGGAAGAGCAGGAGCUCAGAGGUGAUAAACACGGCGGGGAAGAACAUCCCAAGUGGCGUUCACCUGUCUUGGAUCCCAACAUCCUCAGCUAUGUACCUCGUCAAGUAAAGCAAGAAGAACAGGGGCAUAGCGUACUCUGGACGGCUACAGAUAAGACAAGGCCGAAGCGUGAGUAUAGUAACUCGGAGCGAAGGGAUCACAAUCUUGGCUACAGUGCUUUGAGGAUGCCAAGCGGUCGCACACUGUACCAGCCUCCAGUUCGUACACCUCAGCAACCCCCAAACGCCACAAACGACAUGUUGCAAACAAGUACAACUCUGCCACCUGAACCAAAGCAGAACAUCUCCGUCAGCAAAGGAUUACCACAGCAUGUUGACAACGUGGUAAGUCAGCAAAGAAGUGAGCAAGGGAACACAGUCACCACAACCCCUGAGGAGUUUCUGCAAGGGCUAGUGAGUGCACAGGCAGAGGUCACCAAGCUGAUGGUGGAACACAACAAACAAGCCAGCCUGCCAACGAGAGCUAUCAGUGUUUUCGAUGGUGACCCACUGAAGUACACAACAUUCGUAAGGACAUUCAAACAUGCGAUAGAAGACAAGACAUCAGAUGCAGAAGACCGUUUGUCAUAUCUACAACAGUAUACCAGAGGGGAGGCCAAGAAGAUUGUGGACAGCUGUUUCCUAAUGGAUCCUGAAGAAGGAUUCAGGAAAGCAAAGGAAUCCCUACAAGAAAGGUAUGGGACACCCCACAAGAUAUCUCGGGCGUACUCCAUGCAAGUCUCCAAGUGGCCAGAGAUCAAGGCAGAAGACAAAGCGGCCUUGAAGAAUUUCGUCUUGUUCUUAAUGGAAUGUAAAAACGCCAUGAGUGGAGACAGGUACCUGAGAGAGUUGGAUCAUUAUUCCAACAUCAAGUUGCUUGUGGACAAGCUUCCUUUCAAGCUAAGAGAAAGGUGGAGAAGGCACUCUCACGGAAUAGUGAAGGAACGCUCAGUCACUUUCAGUGACUUUGCUGCCUUCGUGCAGAAAGAAGAAGACGUGGUCUCUAAUGAGGUCUUUGGCGAUCUCAACAACAGAGAGAAGAGCCAGAGUUCUAGCUUCAAACAGAAGUAUGGACCUAGGAGGGGUUCAAGCUUAGCAGUAGCUAUGGCAACAGACAGUGCAGAAACUGAGUCUACAGGUGGCUGUCUGUACUGUGCGAAAACCAAUCAUUGCCUGAGCGACUGUAGGGUGCUCGGCGCCAAACCAAUGGACGAACGCCUGCGGUACAUCAAAGGCCAAGGUUUGUGCUUUGGUUGCUUGAAAGCUACAACACACAUGGCGAGGGACUGCAGGCAGCGGGCAGAGUGUAAGAGGUGUCAAAAAUCUCACCCUACUGUGUUACACCGGGAUGCUGGAACGGUACCCAAGAAGACGGCUGCAGUAGGACGAGUACUACGCACCGGAUGUAGCUGGGAAGGAGUGCCACCGAUAAUUCCUGUGAAGGUCCGCAGCAAGACCACAAACAUCACAGUCGAAACAUAUGCUUUCUUGGACUCGGGAAGCGAUGUGGUAUUCUGUACCGAGGCCUUAAAGGAUCAGCUGAAGACAAGUGGCAGGAAAACAAAGUUGAAGCUGAAUACAAUUAAUGACACCAAAGCAGUGCAGAGCGAAGUCCUGCAUGACCUAGAGGUCAUGGACUUGAAAGGGGAAAACACAAUCCCCAUAGCAACAGCAUACACGCAAAAGAAAAUACCUGCAUCCAAGACAAACAUCAUAACGACGAAGGACCUUACGGCAUGGCCAUAUCUCAAUGAGGUAGACGUGCCUCAGAUUGAUGCAGAAAUUGGAUUGUUAAUUGGUAACAACGUGCCUAAGGCUGUAGAGCCCUGGCAGGUAGUCCACAGUCAAGGCGGAGGUCCAUACGCCAUCAGGACGGUACUAGGAUGGUCAGUAAAUGGACCCCUCAAGGGGGCCAGUGAUGACAAGGCUAAUGUCAACAGAAUCAGUCUGGAUCAACAGCUGACAGAGUAUUUCAACAAUGAUUUCAACGAAACAAAGGAUGAUAAGAAAGAAAUGUCAGUGGAAGAUCAAAGGUUUAUGAAGAUCGUAUCAGAAGGCACGAAGAAAGAAGAUGGCCAUUAUCAGAUUCCGUUACCCUUCAGAAACGGUCCACCAGAGCUGCCAAACAACAAGCAAGUAGCCCUUCAAAGAGCUAACCAUCUAAGAAGGAAGAUGACGAAAAAUGGCAGCUUCCAAGAAGAAUACACCCUGUUCAUGCAGAAAAUAAUAGAAAAGGGCUACGCGGAACGGGUACCCACAGAACAGCUGAAGACUGAGUCAGGCCGGGUAUGGUACGUUCCCCACCACGGGGUGUACCAUCCGCAAAAGGGAAAGAUGCGAGUUGUCUUUGACUGCGCCGCAUCCUACGCCGGCACCUCCCUCAACAAGGAGCUGCUUCAGGGUCCAGAUCUGACCAGCACGCUGUUCGGAGUGUUAACUCGGUUCAGACAGGAACCCGUGGCCUUGAUGGCAGAUAUUGAAGCAAUGUUCUCCCAGGUUAAAGUACCAUCAGAGGACAGGGAUUAUCAGCGCUUCAUGUGGUGGCCGGAGGGUCAGAUAAACAAACCGCUGGAAGAGUAUCGUAUGACAGUGCACGUGUUUGGUGCGACGUCCUCCCCUAGCUGUGCCAACUACGCUUUGAAAAGAUUGGCGGAUGACUGCAAGGAUCAGUAUGAUGAAGAAGUGCUGAAAGCAAUCAAAGGUGAUUUCUAUGUUGAUGACCUGUUAAAAUCAACAGAAACUGUAGAGAAAGGACAGUGUUUGGCCGAGGAUAUCCGAAGUGUGUGUGGCACUGGAGGUUUUAGGCUGACUAAAUGGAUCAGCAAUUAUCAGCAAGUUAUCAAGGCUGUACCAGUGACUGAGAGGGCGGAGGAAGUUAAGAACCUAGACCUGAAAUAUAACAGUAUGCCCACAGAAAGAGCACUGGGUAUGCUGUGGAAUGUGCAAACUGACACGCUGGGCUACCGAACCCUCAGUACAGAAAAGCCGGCCACGAGAAGGGGAAUAUUGUCAGUGGUCAGCUCCUUCUACGACCCCUUGGGAAUGGUAGCACCAGCACUCUUACCGCCAAAGAUGAUCCUGCAGGAUCUCUGCAAAGAAAGUCUGGGCUGGGAUGAUGAAAUACCGGAAAAACACUUCAAUGCCUGGCAAGAGUGGGAGAGUGACCUACAGUUGCUUAGCAGCAAAUUCGAGGUGGACAGGUGUUUGAAACCAAGAGGAUUUGGAACACCUACAUCUGUACAGCUUCACCAUUUUGCAGAUGCUAGUGAGGUUGGAUACGGCACUGCAUCGUAUGUUAGAAUGGAAAACCAAGAGGGCAAAGUCCAUUGCACGCUACUUGUGGGAAAAUCACGAGUGACGCCGCUAAAGAAGAUCACCAUACCACGACUGGAACUUAAUGCGGCAGUAGUUGCAGUCCGCGUGGACUCAAUGCUCAAGAGAGAGUUAGACCUCAAGGUGGACAGAACGCAUUUCUGGACCGACAGUACUACAGUUCUCAAGUACAUCAACAAUGAGACGUCCAGAUUCCACACUUUCGUGGCGAACAGGCUCGCAACCAUAAGACAGGUAUCAAGUCCGAGACAGUGGCGCUACGUUGAGUCUGGUUUGAACCCCGCGGAUGAUGCAUCAAGAGGUCAACCCAUACAAGACUUCAUCGAGAAUGAGCGAUGGCUAAAGGGGCCACAGUUCCUGUGGCAAGAAGAGAGCCGGUGGCCAAGCCAACCGGACAUUAUAAGGGUUAAUGACCCACAGCUCGACCCGGAGAUAAAGGUGCAUGCAAUAGUGGCACAAGAAGUUGAACAGGAGAACCCAGUUGACAAACUUCUACGCCAUUACUCGAGCUGGCACCGACUGAAGAAGGCUAUAGCUUGGCUAGUAAAGGUACGCCAAGCCUUGUUGACAAAGAAGAAGCCACUGAGUCCAACAUGCUAUGAUUUGGAACAAGCAGAGUUGAUUAUCAUAAAGCAUGUGCAAAUGAAGUACAAAGAAGAAGGGAUGAGCAGUACCGUCAGAAAGCUGGAUCCUAAGUUGGAUGCUAAAGGCAUCCUUCGAGUGGGAGGAAGACUGGGAAGAUCAACCUUGCCAGUGGAAACAAAACAUCCCAUACUGCUUCCAAAGAAGUCAAGAGCAGCAGAGCUUAUGCUUCAAGAGCUCCACAGUAACGUGGGACACAUGGGAAGGGAAUACGUAAUAGCCCUGGCAAGAAAACGGUACUGGAUACCCAAGAUCAACUCCUUAGUGAGAAAGGUGAUAAGCAAAUGUGUCGUCUGUCGCAGACAGCGCGGCAAGCCAGGAGAGCAGAAGAUGGCGGACUUGCCAUCACAUCGUGUAACACCAGAUGAACCACCAUUUACCAGAGUCGGUGUAGACUACUUCGGACCGAUAGAGGUCAAGAGAGGCCGCAGCACCGUGAAGCGCUAUGGAGUAAUAUGCACGUGUAUGGCGACUCGCGCUGUACAUAUUGAAAAGGCAGACUCACUAGAUACAGACUCGUGUAUCAGUGCACUUAGGAGGUUCGUCGCUCGUCGCGGACAAGUAAAGCAGAUAUGGUCUGAUAACGGAACAAAUCUAGUAGGGGCCAAGGCUGAGAUGGAGAAGGAGAUAAAGAAAUGGAACGAGCGCCAGAUAAGUGAGACCAUGCUGAAGAAGAAUGUGGAUUGGAGAUUCAACCCACCUACAGGCUCACACUUCGGAGGAGUCUGGGAGCGCCAAAUACGCUCCAUAAGACAAGUUCUCAAUGCUAUAAGCAAACAGAAACUACAAGAUGAUGAGGGUUUGCGUACCCUGUUCUGUGAAGUGGAAUACAUCAUCAACGGCAGACCCAUAACGGCGGUCAGCAUGGACAUUAACGAUGUUGAAGCGCUCACACCAAACCAUUUGUUGACAAUGAGGUCGGGACCAAGCUUGCCACCAAGCUUGACAGACAAGAGCGACCUGUACGCUAAAAGGCGCUGGAAGCAAGUACAAUACCUCGCCGACCAAUUUUGGAAGAGGUGGACCAGAGAGUACCUCACAGCUCUACAGGAACGCCAGAAGUGGGGCAAGGUUAGAAGAAACUUUGCAGUAGGAGACAUCGUGAUAAUGAAGGACGAUCAAACACCGAGAGGCGCAUGGCCGCUGGGCAAAAUAGUGCAAGUCAUGCCCGACAGACGUGGACUAGUGCGUCGAGUGCAGGUCAAGACCCAGCGUAACAUCCUGGAGCGACCGAUUGACAAACUAGUAUGUAUUCUGCCGGAGGACGAACAGCCGUAG
Molecule: messenger RNA, 5970 nt
Organism: Branchiostoma floridae (Florida lancelet)
Lineage: Eukaryota; Metazoa; Chordata; Leptocardii; Amphioxiformes; Branchiostomatidae
Exons: 1
Coding region: 1-5970 (1989 amino acids)
Biological process (GO): DNA integration
Molecular function (GO): zinc ion binding; nucleic acid binding
Source: RefSeq, a predicted model, not a curated record